This is a messenger RNA of Microthlaspi erraticum, 897 nucleotides long. Lineage: Eukaryota; Viridiplantae; Streptophyta; Magnoliopsida; Brassicales; Brassicaceae. The record is from the annotation of a GenBank genome assembly.
AUGUCGAUGAUGAGCAGAAACCGAAGCAGCAGCGCCAUGGGAACACCUUCCUUCCUAGAGAUGAAGAAGCAAGCUUCCUUUUUCUUCAAAGAGAAGCUCAAAACGGCGCGUUUAGCUCUCACCGACGUCACUCCUCUUCAACUAAUGACUGAGGAAGCUACGGAUGGAGAGUCAUGGGGACCAAAUACACAAACCUUAGGAUCCAUUUCAAAGGCUGCUUUUGAGUUUGAAGAUUACUUGCAGAUUGUUGACGUCUUGCACAAAAGAUUAGCAAGGUUCGAUAAGAGAAACUGGAGAAUUGCUUAUAACUCACUCAUAGUUGUUGAACAUUUGCUCACUCACGGACCAGAGAGCGUCUCUGAUGAGUUUCAAGGCGAUAUUGAUGUUAUCUCGCAGAUGCAAACUUUCCAACAUAUCGAUGAAAAAGGGUUCAAUUGGGGAUUAUCUGUUAGAAAGAAAUCAGAUAAGGUUCUAAAGCUACUUGAGAAAGGAGAGUUGCUCAAGGAAGAGAGAAAGCGAGCUCGUGAGCUAUCUCGAGGGAUUCAAGGUUUCGGUAGCUUCAACCACAAGUCAUCAUCUCAUUGCACGUCAGAGAAUGAAGUCCUGCAAGAAUCUCAAGUAUAUAGGAAAUGCAACUCCAAUUUUACAAAGUACAAUGAGGACGAACAAGAGAUCAACCCAAUGGUUUCUCCUACUGAAGCCAUUCCUCAGCCCGGGACGAGUAUGAAAGAAAAUAUGGUUCCUGAAGGUGAUGAGAAGACAGAGAUAAACCCACUUUUGGGUUCUAACAACAAGAAGGAGGGUCAAGAUCUUGCAGAGGAAGAUGAGAAUCAUCCAUUUACGGAUGAUGAUAGUAAGCAUACAAAUGUCUCAUUGCUUGAUGAGAACACUAAUUGA